Molecule: messenger RNA, 1317 nt
Organism: Penicillium alfredii
Lineage: Eukaryota; Fungi; Ascomycota; Eurotiomycetes; Eurotiales; Aspergillaceae
Exons: 1
Coding region: 1-1317 (438 amino acids)
Biological process (GO): carbohydrate metabolic process
Molecular function (GO): polygalacturonase activity
Source: RefSeq, a predicted model, not a curated record
AUGCAUCCAUGGCUUCUCGUGACCUUGGCCACGACGAUCGCAGGCUUUGUGAUCCACGACAAUAAGACCUGUGUUUUGUUUCCCGAGUCCCUCAAGCACAAUGGCCUCAACGUGGAUGAUGCACCAGCCGUCCACAGGGCAUUCGACCUUUGCGGCAAAGACGGCAGCGUGGUAUUCACGAACCAUACUUUCCACAUCAACUCCGUCCUCAACACUACCAAUUUGGUCAAUUGCGAUGUCUUCAUCAAGGGGGAGCUGCGCUUUUCCACUGACCUGACCUACUGGCGCAACCACUCGUAUCCGGUGGUGUUCCAGGACCAAGUGACUGCCUGGCUCUUUGGGGGCACCAAUGUGACUAUGCGCGGCGCUGGUGGCUGGUAUAAUGGCAAUGGCCAGAAAUGGUACACCGCGGCGCGCAACACGCCUAAUCAGCCGGGGCGACCGAUCAGCAUCACCUUCUACAAGUCUAGGAACCUGCUCGUUGACGGCCUGAAAAUCAUCCAGCCUCAGUUCUGGGCGACGUUUGUCUGGCGAAGCAAGAAUGUCACUCUGGCCAAUUUGGUAGUCAACGCCACGAGCAAUAACCAAUGGAGUACGAUUAACACGGAUGGCUACAACUCCUGGAACAGCGAUACGCUCGUGGUCGAGAACAGCGUCAUCACCAACGGCGAUGAUUGUGUCGCAGUCAAGGGCAACACCACCAACCUACUCGUUCGAAACAUCACCUGCCAUGGCUCGGCAGGCAUGCCCAUCGGGUCUGUGGGCCAGUAUCCCACCAAGCCGGACUAUGUGCAAAACAUCACGUUUGAAAAUGUCCGCUGUCUAAACUGUAUGGACGGUGCCUUUAUCAAAACCUGGCAAGGCACCUCCAACUCGGACAACCUCAACGGAGACACAGGUGGCGGUGGCAGCGGCUACAUUAAAAAUGUCACGUUCCGCGACUUCGAGAUGACCAACGUCCGUCUGCCGAUCCAAAUCUCGCAGUGCAUCUACACCGAGGACAGCAAUGAAAGCUGCAACAGGUCAAAAAUCCACAUCGAGGACAUAAACUGGUCAAACAUCCGCGGGACAUCGCACUACAACAUCGCCGCGUCUAUCUAUUGCUCCGACCUUCAUCCGUGUCCUGGGAUUAAGUUCGAGGACGUCCAUCUCCGCUCCGUCAAUAGCACCAAGGGCCUGCCGAUGUGGGACACCAAUCUGCAAGACGAGGUGUAUCAGUGCACGAACAUUGUUGACCAGAAACACUCGGGCAUCCCCUGUAAUCGGGCUGCGCCAAAUAACUUCAGUCAGUCAGUGACUGCGAAUGUCAAGGAUUAG